ACACGGCUCCACGCCUGCGCAGGAGAAAGGAGCGUGCGCCCGCAUUCCAUUCGCGUCACAAACGAUGCGCCUUUGAGGCCCCGGCUUGUUUGAACUUCCCGCCUUGGAGGGUCGCGAAUGGCGCUUUUCCCCUCCACGAAAGGGAUGAAGCCCUCGUCGUGAAGGGAGCGGGGCCUUUCCGGAAGCCUCCACCUCCCGCGCUUUUGAGGAGGCUUCCGUGAUCAUUUUCCCGUCGUCAUGUCGACGGGCUUCUCUUUCGGGGCCGCCACCUUGCCUUCGGCGACGGCCGCAGCUGCUGGGACUGGCGGCGGCGGCGGCGGCUUCUCCUUUGGGGCCACUCCCAGUUCAACUGGAGGACUUAAUUUUGGGACAUUGGGCUCAACAGCUACUCCAACAACAACAGCUUCGUCUGUAGGCUUUGGAACUGGACUCUUUAGUUCAAAACCUGCUACUGCUUUCACAUUAGGAGGGGCUAAUACAGGAACAGCGACAACCAUUGCUACAGGAUUAACAUUAGGCACACCUGCAUCUACGUCUGCCACUACCACGGGCCUUAGUUUAGGAUUCAGCAAACCUGCAGGAUCAGCUACACCAUUUGCUUUGCCAAUCACUUCUACCUCUUCUGGUCUCACACUUUCUUCUGCCCUAACAUCAGCUCCAGCAGCAGGGACUACUGGCUUUACGUUAAAUUUGGGAGGCACAGUUCCACCAGCCACAAGUGCAUCCACAGGCCUCUCUCUGGGAGGAGCCUUGGCUGGUUUAGGAGGGCCACUCUUCCCAAAUGCAAGCACAUCUACAACAGGGCUUGGACAGAAUACAUUUGGUUUGACUCUUGGAACAGCUGCAGCACCUGCUGCUACAGUUAAUGGAGGUCUUGGUGGCAUAGACUUUAGUAGUUCUUCAGAUAAAAAGAGUGACAAAACGGGAACAAGAGCAGAGGAUAGUAAAGCCCUAAAAGAUGAAAAUCUACCUCCAGUAAUUUGCCAAGAUGUUGAAAAUCUCCAGAAGUUUGUCAAGGAACAGAAGCAAGUUCAGGAGGAAAUCAGUCGAAUGUCUUCCAAAGCAAUGCUUAAAGUGCAGGAAGAUAUCAAAGCUUUGAAACAGCUUUUAUCAGUGGCUGCCAGUGGAUUACAAAGAAAUACUCUUAACAUUGAUAAACUGAAAAUAGAAACUGCUCAGGAGCUUAAAAAUGCUGAAAUAGCAUUAAGAACGCAGAAAACUCCUCCUGGCCUUCAACAUGAAAAUACAGCGCCUGCAGAUUACUUCAGAAUAUUGAUUGAACAGUUUGAAGUACAAUUGCAACAAUACAGACAACAAAUUGAAGAGCUGGAAAAUCAUCUUGCCACCCAAGCAAAUAAUUCACAUAUAACUCCACAAGAUUUAUCCAUGGCAAUGCAGAAAAUUUACCAAACAUUUGUAGCUCUUGCAGCACAGCUUCAAUCAAUCCAUGAAAAUGUGAAGAUGCUCAAAGAUCAGUAUAUUGGUUACAGAAAAACAUUUCUGGGGGAUGCAGUGGAUAUAUUUGAGGCAAGACGAGCAGAAGCAAAGAAGUGGCAGACGGCCCCCCGGGUGACAACGGGACCCACUCCUUUCAGCAACAUACCAAACGCAGCAGCUGUUGCCAUGGCUGCAACACUUACACAGCAGCAACAGCCUGCUACAGGGCCACAGCCGACUCUGGGAAUUAGUUUUGGAACGCCAUUCGGUUCAGGUAUUGGCACUGGCUUGCAAUCAAGUGGCUUAGGCUCUUCAAGCCUUGGAGGGUUUGGAGGUAGUUCUGGUUUUGGAAGCAGUGCCACAGGUGCACCAUCAUUUGGAUUUGGAGCUACAAAUAAGCCUUCAGGAAGCCUUAGUGCAGGCUUUGGCAGUUCAAGCACAUCUGGGUUUAACUUCAGCAAUCCUGGCAUCACUGCAUCUGCUGGCCUGACAUUUGGGGUGUCCAAUCCAGCAUCUGCAAGCUUUGGCACAGGAGGACAACUUCUUCAGCUGAAGAAACCUCCCGCUGGAAACAAGAGGGGGAAAAGAUAGAUGUGAAAAGGGGGAAUGGGGAGGGAGUGGGUGUCAAAGGAAAGGGACUAUUGCAUUCAGUUAGUUCAUCCUAAAAUAAUCUAUUUUUUUAAGCUGAUAUAGUAGAUGCUCUGUGUCCUUGGAGAUUUAUAACAUUUUGUUACUUUCCAUUCUGGAUUAUAAAAUGUAAUUGUAACAAACAGCUUUUGUGAAAAUAGAAGGCUCACUUCACUGUUUUAUUUCUUUGUCUUUUGGAUAUGUCUUUCAUUAUUAAGGACUGUUGUAAAACCAUCUAUUUAACAUAUUAGUCAGAAGAUAUUUUUGUUAAUAUGCUUUAAAUCUUAGAGAAAGAGAUGCGUAUUUGGUUUCUUUGUACAAAUAAAGUAUAUUCUAGUACAAAUGCUUGAAUCCAUAUCUUCUGUUUCUUGAUAUAGCCUUUUAAAAACAUCAGGGUGGUUUUGUGAAUAUGUAUGUAAAUAUAUAAAAUGCAAAUGCACACUCAUACAUUUAUGAGUACAUAUACUUUUCAAAAAUCAUCCCAUAAAGCAGAAUGACCUUGAUCAAAUUACUAGUCCUGAUUAGAGUAGACUCCUUGAAUUAAUAGGAUUUAUAUCAAUCUUGACAUAAUGGUUAGUAAUUGUUUCAGUAGGUCUACUCUAGUUAAGACUAGCCAAUAUUUCUAAGUCUAGAGUCUGUUUUCCACACAGUGUCAGCAUAUCAAAAGAUCUACUAAUGCAUGAAAGACACUGUGGGCAUGUUUUGUAAGUCAGUUGCCAUUUCUGUUCAUUUCCAUUCAGUGCUUUAAAUGAAACAAGUGUUCUCAAGCUAAAUUGGUUCUGAAUUAUUCCAAUACAUUUUUUAGUGUGCAGGACUUCUGGAUUGUGAGAGCUGACUCUAAAAUGGCCUCAGUCAUCAUCAACUGCUUUCAAAAGUGGCUCUGCUCAUGAGUGAGGAGUAGUUUGGAACAACACAGCUGAAACAGCUUAGUGAACACUUUGCAAAGAUUUCCAAAAUGGCUGCUUAUAGCAACUACUGUGGGCAACAUCCUCUCACAUUGUGCAAACAUACUAUCUCACUAUGGGCAUGUUUGUAGAAGGCAAGGAGCUGUAGAACACAUACAUCCACUUUUGUGAUUCAGAUUUUCACUUCCAGUAUGGAGGAGAUUGUUUGGGUUCUCCUGGCUCAGAUCUGAAUGAAUGGAUAUUACCAGUAUCCUGGGGGCCAUUCACCACCAUACCACUAUCAUUCCACUUUGACUGCCAUAGCUUCAUCUUAUGGAAUCCUGGGACGGGCAGUUUAAGGAGGGGCAUGUAGAAUUGUCAGCCAAACUACAAAUCCCAGAAUUACAUAGGAGGGAAUCAUGGCAGUUAAAAAGUAGAAUAAUAGUGCAUAAUUACAAAAUAGAACCCUGAUGCUUUCUUGGUUUCAGCAGAUAUCAGACACAAUAAUUAGAUAUACUAGAAUCUGUGCAUCAUGCAUGUGAGAAUAAAUGAUUUCCUAUAAAUAUGAUAGCACUUGUCUGACUUAAAGUUCAGAUUGCAUGUUGCAUUGCAUUUACAGCUUCGUGACUGUUCAAAACAGACACAGGAUAAAAAUUUAUUGCCUUAAAUGCAGGGGCUAAACUCGUAGUCCUUGAACUGUGCUACCAACACAAAACCCAUUCUUGUCAUCAGGGCUUCUGCGAGGUCAUCUCCAAGGGUGAGGCAGUUGAAUUUUCGUGAGGUCUUGCCUUUAUACACAGAGAAUAUUUUGUAUAUAAUUCAAGUGAAGCUUCAUAUUUUUUUCUCUAGGAACCUUCUAAAUAAAAACAGUGCACCUGCACAUUGUUUCUGGUUUUGAAGUUGGCUGCUUUUGGUUGUUAAAUACUAUUUUUGUAAAAUGUCUGUUUUAUGUUAUCAUUUGAUAGUAAGUCACCUGGGAAAGAUGUGAGUCUCAAAUGUGGUCAAUACAGAAGCAAGGGAAAUAACUUACUUAGCACAGGGCUUUACUCAUGUUAACAGUCUCUGAAGUGAGAGCACUUUUUAAAAGAAGAAAGCUUUAAAAGUUGGCAGAAUUAAGGACUAUCUCAAAUGACUUUUAAACCACAAUUUGAUUUUAAAUUUGUUCUGGGCUUCAGAAAAUGGUAAGCAAACCUUGUAAAUGUAUGUUACUGCAUUUUACUGGAUUAAAAUGUUGAAUCACUUUCCUUUUUGUAUAUAAUUUUGUGAGCCUUUUUAAAUACAAUAAACUGUGUUACUGUCUUUGUCCACAUGUGCAACUUUUUGGUCCUCAAAUAAUAAAAUUGUUUGAAGUGA
Messenger RNA from Anolis carolinensis (green anole), 4301 nucleotides. RefSeq names its product nucleoporin 58 (gene nup58). Gene Ontology annotation, biological process: nucleocytoplasmic transport. Gene Ontology annotation, cellular component: nuclear pore. The transcript is spliced from 16 exons. Lineage: Eukaryota; Metazoa; Chordata; Lepidosauria; Squamata; Anolidae. Bases 238 to 2028 code for a protein of 596 amino acids. The record is from RefSeq and is a predicted model, not a curated record. Gene Ontology annotation, molecular function: structural constituent of nuclear pore.